CAUAUUUCUUUCAAACGCUGCUCAGAGUUAGACCUGCACAGCCACAUAGAGCCCAACGCUGCUCUUAGUAUGGGGGAAACAAGUACAUACCAGUUCUCUGUGGUCCUCCAGUGGGAUCUGGGGACAGAGAAACUGAAGAAGCUGAAGAGCAAGCUGCUUGUGUAUUUCCAGAGCAAGAGCAAGUCUUAUGGAGGCGAGUGUGUGAUCAAGGAUCUUAAUUGCACCCAGGGAUAUGUCCUCAUCCACUUCAGCCAAGAAGCAGUGCGAGAUCGAGUUCUCCAGAAACAAACCCAUGAGUUGAAUUUACCUGAUGGACAAAAGUUAAAGCUGAAUAUCAGUUUGCAAGAGGCUGGGGAACUAAAUGAUGUAAGUUCACCAAAGGACACCAAGGACACCAAAGCAAAGGAACCUAAAGCCAAAAAGGCUCGGGUUAAGGAAUCUCCAGCCAAAGAACUGGCAUCUUCAGUCAAAGAACCACCAAUUAAGGAAACCUCAGCCAAAAAGACUCUAGCCCAGGAAUAUCCACCUGGAUCCAAAGACACAGAUUUUCAGCAGGAACCAGGUUGUGCAGCACCAGAUGUAAAAACAGAGACAGCAAAUAGUAUGGGACAUGGCACCCCUAACACCGUAGUUCUGAUUGAGAAUCUCCAAGAAUCCUGCACUGCUGAAAUAUUAAACCUCCUGGUGGAAAAUAUCAGUAAUAAAGCCGAGGGCCAAGAGUUUUAUGUGGAAAUGAUUCCUGAGAUCCAAUCUGCUGUGGUCACUUUUACAUGUGAUAUAGAUAUCCCCAGUUUUAUUGUGAAACUCACCAGAAACCGGAGAUAUAAAAAGAUGAAAUUAACAGUGAAGGCUCUGGAGGAAACCAAAAGUAUCCGGGUAGAGAAUCUGCCACCCAACAAAUCUGAUGAUCAUCUGGUGUUUUACUUUGAGAACUCGCGGUAUGGAGGGGGGGAAGUACAGGAGGUGGAGUUAUUACCAGAAGAGAAUGCGGCAAUAGUAACAUUCAGUAAUAUAGAAGAUGCAAAGACAGUGUUGGAGAAGCAGCACGUGUUUAAUAAGAAGCUAAUAUCAGUGUAUCCGUACUAUAUGUCCCAAGGUAUAACACUAUAUGGGAAUAGGGGACCUUGCAUAACAUUACCCAAACCCCUGGAAGUGUCCAUCAGUCCAUAUGUACUGGAAUUUAUACUGGGAGAUCCACAAAGAAAAAACAACAUAAAUAAGAAGAUGGCAGAUAAGAAUUGUGAGAUUACAUGGCCAGAUCCAAACUGCUCCAAUCCCACUAUUAAACUCUCCAUUCCCAGCUCCAUAUCAUCUCAUGUCAGGACUAUGGCUAAGAUUGUACAGACAUGGAAGGAUCAAGUUUCAACAGAAUUUUCCCUUAUUAUUUCCAAGUUCAAAGAUGCAGAGCACAAUGUGAGUCCAUCAGUUUGGGAAGCCAUCAAACAAAAAGUCAGCAGCUCCACAUAUGAGGGAGUUUUGGUCAAACCAGACAUAGCCAAACAGAAAGUCUUCCUUUCAGGACUCUCCAAGGAUAUUAAUAAGAUAGAGAAAAUGUUCAAGGACCUGGUAGAAAGUACCACUAGACAGAUUGAUAGACAAAAUCAAAGUAUAGAAAUGUCUGAACCACUAGCCCCUGCUCUCUAUGAAAUCAUGUGCAAAACUGGCAAUAUAAAGAACAUCCAGUCACAAUAUCCAGAUGUGAAAAUUAAGUAUGAUGUUCCAACCAGUAAAGUCAAGCUCAGUGGAGUCAAAGAAGAAGUUACCAUUACAAAAUAUGAAAUUCUCAAAAUAAAACAACAACUGAAAUUGAAAUCAAUCCAGCUGGAUCACCACAUCAUCCAUUUCUUAGGGUUUACUGAUAAUGCUGAAUUGUCUUGUCUCCUCCUUACACGGCACAAUAUUAAUGCAAUGUUCCAGAUGGAGGAUAAUUCAGUCACACUAACCGGAUUCUCCAUGAAAGAUCUGUCAGAGGCAGAAGAACAGAUGAGACGUGAGUUAGUUUGUAAGCAUUUUACUGUUGAAGACAAUAUGAUUAUCCAAAAAUUUGAGUGGAAAAGUCUCAUUACACAUUUAUGUAAUUCAUUAAACUCAGAGAGAUGCACAGUUGUGAUAGAGGAGUUUCCCAGAGGAGCAAAGAAUCAGGUGGUUAUUGCUGGAUUGGUUCCCAGUGUAGGAAAAGCUUCACAACAGAUCCAUGACUUUCUGGAGAAGAACACUCCCAUACAGAAGGAUAUUUCUGUCAAAUCUGUGGUUGUUAUGCAGUUUAUAAUGCAAGAGAAGAAGCAGCUUUAUGAAGAAAUUAAACGGAACAAUGUAAAUGUUGUUAUGAAAGAGAAAGUUAUCACUCUGAGUGGGUCCAGACUGUGUGUUCAAGAGGCAGCCAACAUUAUAGAAAGGGUUCUCUCCACUCUGCACACGAAUAUUGUGUGCAUUAAGAAGCCAGGAGCCAAGAAGUUCUGUAUAAAUAACCAGGAAAUGUAUUUUAGUGUACUAAAAAAUAAAUUCCAGUGCUUGGUUCACUUUCAGAAGGAUGGAGAAGACAUCACUACUAGUUCAUUGAAUCUCAGUGAACCUCACUUCCAAAUAGACUUACCACAUGGAAUGACCAUAGCAGUCUAUAAGGAUGACCUGACCCAUCACCAUGUUGAUGUUGUAGUUAAUGCAACCAGUGAAGAUCUAAAGCUCACUGAGGGGGUGGCAUUAGCCCUACUGAAUGCAGCAGGGCCCAAACUACAAACAGAAUGUCAACAUAUUUUAAAAACAGAAGGGAGAUUAUCAGCUGGUGAUUCAGUAGUUACAGGUGCUGGUAAUCUGCCGUGCAAGCAGGUUAUACAUACUGCUUGCCCCAAGUGGGAUCCAAAGUCAAAGACAAAAUGCAUACGACUGCUCCGGAGAGCAAUAAUCGGGUGCUUAGAACUGGCUGCAGAAAAUAAACACAGUUCCAUUGGGAUCCCAGCUGUUGGUUCCCAAAUGUCUGGCUUCCCUGUUAAUGUCUGCGCACAAAACAUUGUGGAGUCGGUUCGGCAGUAUGUGGAAAGCCCAGAAAGAUCUAAGACUGUUAAAAUAAUUCAUCUUGUUGAAUCUGCUGAUGAUACGGUUGCGGCUUUCACUGAGGCUGUCAAAACUGAAUUUGGGGAUAAUGUCUCAGAAACCUCCCGUAUAGGCAACAUCAAUCCCAACAAAUGGAAAAGUUCAGAAACCAAAGAACCACCAAGAAGGUCAGAGGGCCAAAUGGCAACAACUAAAGAGGGGGUGAAUAUUAAAAUAGUCCAAGGAAAUAUCCAAGGUGCAACAACAGAAGUCAUCGUGAACAGUGUGGGGAAGGACCUGGAUCUUAAUACCGGCGCAGUUUCAAAGGCACUAAAUGCUAAAGCUGGAACCAAAUUUCAGGAACAAUUAAAAGAAAUGAGCAGUGGGACCCAAGUGGAAGAAGGUUCGGUAUUUGUCACUGAUGGAUUUGGUUUGAACUGCAAGAAAGUCAUUCAUGUUGUGACUCCCGGGUGGGAUCAAGGAAAGGGUUCUUCUAAGCAGAUAUUAAGCAUGAUCAUGAAGAACUGCCUGAGUACCACAGAGAAGGAGAAACUGAAAUCCAUAACUUUCCCUGCCAUUGGAACAGGAGCUCUUGGUUUCCCUAAAGAUUUGGUGGCUUCCUUAAUGUUUGAUGAGGUUCUGAAAUUCAGCUGCGAAAAUAAAGGUGGCCACCUGCAAGAAGUCAACUUUCUGUUGCAUACAAGUGACACAGAGACUAUCAAGGCUUUUAAGAGUGGUCUUUCUAAGAAAACAGAAGAAGAGGAAUCAAGUCGUCAAACUAGGGAAGGAAGAAAAGCAGGUUUAUUUGGAUCAGUCUCAACCCCAACUCUUGGAGUCCAUGAGAUAAAAAUUGGACCCCUUACAUAUCAAGUGAAAACAGGAGAUAUAACCAAGGAGAGCACUGAUGUUAUUGUUAAUUCCUCAAACAGCUCCUUUACACUAAAAACAGGUGUUUCCAAGGCAAUUCUUGAGGCUGCAGGAAAGAGUGUGGAAGAUGAAUGCACCAUACUAGGUGCCCUGGAUACUAAAGGAUAUAUCAUCACACAGAAGGGUAAUCUGCUCUGCCGUCAUAUUAUUCAUGUGUAUGCAGUAUCAAAACCUGAUAGGAUUAAAGCCUGUGUACUGGAUGUUCUGCAGGAGUGUGAGAAUCUCAAGGCCACAUCAGUCGCCUUCCCGGCAGUGGGAACAGGUGUGGGUGGGAUGACAUCUGCUGCUGUGGCUGAUACCAUGUUGGAUGCUGUUGAAGAGUUUGUCACCUCAAAAUCCCCCACGUCUGUACAGACAGUAAAAGUCAUUAUCUUCCAGCAGAAAAUGUUGGAGGAUUUCUAUAAGAGUAUGAUUAACAAGGAGGAAAGUGGUCUCCUGGCACAGUCUGGGUUUAUGGGUGCGAUACAAUCCUUUUUCAACUAUUUUACUGCAAAGAAAGAAGAACCACAGAAGCCAAAGUUUUAUAUUCCGAAACAAAACAUUGAACCAGCUAUUUUCCAUCUUUGUGGAGAAGAUAAACAUAAAGUGAUGAAGGCAUCUUCUUGGCUAGAAAGGCUUUUGUUGAAGGAGCAACAUGAGGACAUUAUCUCUGAUGCCUGGAUCCUAGAGUUUGAAGAGCAGGAGCUGAAGAAAUUAACUGAGCUUCAAAAGAAAUCUCAAGUGUCCAUUUCUAUUGAACCUCCAGGCUCUGAUAUCAAAGUAUCAGGUCUCACAAGAGAUGUUUUUGAUAUAUCCAAAGAAAUCCACACUAUUAUAAAAAAUGUUAAUUACAGGAAAACAAGGGAGCGGGAGGCUGAGUUCUAUAGUAAUCUGGUGGAAUGGAGAUACCAUGAUGGCACUAGGUUUGUUUCCUUUGACAAAAUGUCCAAUCUGGAUCUAGAAAAGGCCCAGAAUGAGGGCACACAAAGUCUCACUGUUGAUGUCAGCGGAGUUAAAUACACAGUUAACAUGGAGCGGAAAUUUGCAUUAGAUAGUAAAGGAAAGAGUGUUGGGAUAGAAAGAGUAUCUAAAAGUGGUCUGUCUACUAGUUUACCUGGCAACUGGGAUCCGAUGGAUACAGAACAGCUGAAAAUUUUGCCUUUGAAAUCCGGUGACCAAGAAUAUAACAGUGUCCAGGGGAUGUUUGCACAGACCUGUCAGAUGAAGAUCAUUACGAUUCAGAGGGUACAGAACCAGUACCUAUGGCAGAACUACACGAUUAAAAAGCAGAGUAUUGACACCAAGAACGGUUCCACCAACAACGAGAAGCAGCUGUUUCAUGGGACUGAUCCCAGCACAAUAAAUAAUGUCAACAAUAAUGGCUUCAACCGCAGCUAUGCCGGGAAGAACGCGUCUAUAAUUGGGAAUGGGACUUACUUUGCUGUUGAUGCCAAUUACUCUGCUGAUGACACCUACUCCAAGCCUGACACAAGUGGCCAUAAACACAUGUACCUGGCGCGGGUCCUCACUGGCACCUUCACUACUGGGCAGAAAGACAUGAUCGCUCCUCCACCUAAGAACCAAGCAAACCCAACGGAUCUGUAUGACAGUGUAACGGAUAACUUGAACCAACCUUCAAUGUUUGUCAUAUUUAACGAUAUCCAGGCAUAUCCUGAGUAUCUCAUCACAUUUACUAGAUAAUAAAUUAUACACUAGACACUAUACCAACACUGAAUAUAUGAGUAGUGAAAAGGAGAUUUUCUUUUUUAAAGGUUUUUAUUUUGCAUUUUAUAACAAACAAACAAACAACAAAACAACAAAACAUUCAUGGUUCUGUAUUUAGUAUAGCAGUCACAGUACAUUAUACACUUUCUGAGUUCCUGGGUGAAUCGCGUUUACUCAUAUGAAACAAUCUAGUUGGGGUUAAGUGAAGUCUGUGUAGGAUUUUGAAUUGAAUCAAUCUGUCUCUAGUUGAAACCAAGUAGUCAUAUGCUCUGUCAGUUGCUUCUUCCCACUCAUCGUCUUCCAGCUCUGGGAUGUCUCUAAUCCAGGCCAUAUUUGCUGGAUGAUUGAUGGAAUGGAGGUUUAAUAGUGGCUACGAGGAGCGAGUAUAGCGUGGUGAUGAGUCUCCUGGAGGAGGUGGCUCUAAGGGCUGAUUCUAUCUUAGUGACUGUAAGAGUUGUGGUGUUCCCCUGAAAUUGGGUAUUAGUAGCCUGUCUCAGCUGGAAUAGUUUGAUUUCAUUACUGGGCCAUAUCCUUCCUUCUUUGAAGAUGGUCCCCAAGUGUGCGUAGACCCCAUUACGGCCAGAUUCUGUACUCUGCUAUGUGUUGCAAAUGUGGGAGGAAGGAGUUUCCCCAUAGGGGUUAAUGUGGCAAGAAAAGAGGUUGUGUAAUAUUGCAAACUUUAAGUGCUGCCACCCAUGAUUUGUAGGGGGUGAUUAUAGCUGGGUGGUUUGUGCGUAAAUCAGGCAGUUUGCAGAAAUGAAUGUGUGUGAGUGACUCUGUUGAGCUUGUUAAUGUGGCCUGGAGUGGGAAGUUUGGGUUAUAUGGGUCUGGGUUGAGCCACCAGUGUAUAUAGUAAAUCUGGGCUGCCAGUGAGUAAAGGUACCAAUGUGGGAGAUCCAGCCCCCCCCCCUCACAGUCUGGGGCCCUUAGUUUGGUUUUAGCAAACCUGGGGGGCUGGUUUAUCCAGAGAAAGGCUGUGUCAAUGGUGGUGAAGAAGGUAGGGGAUGGGGACUGGGGAAUAGUGGAAAACAUAGAGGAAAUUAGGGAGGAAGAUCAUUUUUAGGAGAUUGAUCCUGCCCCAGAUUGAUAUUGAAGGUUGGACCACACUUUUAGUUUAUCUUUCAUAGUGGUGAGUAUUGGCUCAAGAUUAGAUGGUAUGAAAGUGUCUAGGUUUCGGUGUAUCAUGAUGCCAAGGUAUUUGAAUGGGUCCACCCAAGCCAGGGGUGGGAGGAAAUUAAUGUUAGUAUCAAUGGGAAAUAUGCUCGAUUUCUCCCAAUUAAUCUUGAGCCCUGAAAACCAUCCAAAUUGGUCUACUAUGCUCAGGACCUCCUGUAGGGAAUUUCCUGGGUUGUCCAGGUAUAGCAGUAUAUCGUCCGCAUAGAGUGAGAUGCGUUCUUCUACUCUCCCCAAGCGGAGUCCUGUGAUGUUAUUUGCCUGGUGUAUGAGUAUUGCCAAAGGCUCCACUGCCAAAGCAAAGAGGAAUGGUGACAAUGGACAUUCCUGUCAAGUGCCCCUAUAGAGUUUGAGUGAUGUUGAGAGGUGGCCAUUAGAUCUGACUCUUGCUCCCGGUGAAAAGGAGAUUUAGUGUACUCUCCUUUAAAUCUCUUUCUCUCCUAUGUCCCCCAAGCAGACAAUGGAUAAAUAUACUUUGCAUUUUGUUCUUUAAAAGGCUGGUUCACCUUUAGGUUAACUUUUAGUAUUCUAUAGAAUAGCCAAUUCUAAGCAACUUU
This is a messenger RNA of Xenopus laevis (African clawed frog), 7391 nucleotides long. It is a transcript of the gene parp14.2.L, whose product is annotated as protein mono-ADP-ribosyltransferase PARP14. NCBI's taxonomy places the organism in Eukaryota, Metazoa, Chordata, Amphibia, Anura, Pipidae. The transcript has 17 exons. The record is from RefSeq and is a predicted model, not a curated record. The coding region runs from base 70 to 5637 and encodes 1855 amino acids.